AUGUCCCGGCUUGCCAUCACCAGAGCUGCCGCGCUCACGGCCCAGCGUGUGAAAGCAGUCAACGCAUCCAGCACAAUUGGAAUUUCGGGGUAUCGUCAGAAAAGUACACUCGCUUCUCAACCUGAACACAUCGCAGCACAGCUCGAUUUCCGCACCUUCAUCGAUGUUUUGCGCAAGGACGGCGAUCUUGCCGAGAUCAACCAGGAGAUCGAUCCUCACCUGGAAGUGGGCGCUAUCGUGAGACGGGUCAGCGAGGUCGACGGCAAAGCUCCACUGUUCAAUAAUGUGAAGGGAGCCAAAAAUGGGCUGUGGAGGAUGUUCGGCAAUGCUGCAAGCCUGAGGAGGUCAGAGGACCAAAGGUAUGGACGCAUUGCCCGUUCUCUGGGCUUGCCUCCUAAUGCAAGCUGGAAGGCCAUCCUGGAGAGGAGUCAGGAAGGCAAGGCGCGUCCCCCAUUACCUCCCCGCGUCGUGUCGACGGGCCCAUGCAAGCAGAACAAGAUAUCCGGCGACGACAUCGAUCUCCACAAGUUGCCGGCACCCAUGCUGCAUCAAGCUGACGGCGGCAAAUACAUACAAUCAUACGGAGUCCACGUGUUAACGACACCCGACGGCUCAUGGACAAACUGGUCAAUAUUCCGCGGGAUGAUCCACGAUAGCAAGCGUCUCGUCUGCCUCGUUGGUACCGGACAGCACAAUGCCAUCAUCCGGGAAAAGUGGCUGAAAGAAGGCAAGACCGAGAUGCCGUGGGCAUUGGCUUUCGGUGUCCCACCUGCUGUCAACUUGGCCGCUGCGUGUCCGAUCCCUGAGGGGGUCUCUGAAGCCGAAUUUGUCGGUGCAAUGGUCGGGCAACCGCUCGAGGUGGUGAAGUGCGAAACGAAUGAUCUCAUGGUACCUGCAAACAGCGAGAUCGUCUUUGAGGGAACCACCUCCCUGAUUGACAAGGCGUACGAGGGCCCGUUCGAAGAUUACCAGGGUCUUCACUUUGAUGACGACAAGCACUUGCAUCCCUUGUUUACUGUCAACGCUAUCACCUACCGUGAUGAUGCAAUUAUGCCGGUGUCUGUUCCCGGAAGGAUCACGGAUGAAUCACACACAACGGCAUCAAUGGCUUCGGAAGAACUCUUGAUGCUUUGCAGGAAACACGAUCUCCCGAUCGCUGACGCCUUUGCUCCUCUCGAGACCAUGGCAACAUGGUGUGCUUUGAAAGUGGAUGUCGACAAGCUCACCGCACUGAACACUACCUCUCAAGAGUUCUGCGAGAAGCUAGGCCGCAUACUGUUCAACGACAAGAGCUCCAUGCUGAUCAAUCGCAUUCUGCUAUUCGGAUAUGACGUGGACAUCCGCAACUUCAAGGACAUCAUGUGGGCGCUGGUCACGAGGUGCCGUCCAGGCCAGGACGAGUAUGUUUUUGAGGAUGUCCCGGGGUUUCCUCUGACCCCGUACAUGUCUCACGGAGGAGGCAACCCGAAGAUGGGAGGCAAGGCUAUUUCCGACUGCUUAUUCCCCAUGGAAUACAAGGGAGAGAGGUCAUUCAGAGGCGUGGACUUUGAGAGGAGCUACACUAAAGAAGUGAAGGACCGGGUCCUUGCAAACUGGACGGCUAUGGGAUUUGAGGAAGUAGAAAGUGAUUCAAACACAAGUGUGGACUUUCCUAGAAAGGCACGCAAGAUGACAAAGUCCAUUUCAGCAGUGGAGCUUGCGAAGCAUGAUAAACCAGAUAAUGUCUGGAUCGCCGUUGAUGGUCAGGUGUACGAUAUGACAGAAUUCGCGCCAGGGCACCCUGGAGGAGCCGAGGUCAUAUAUCAGCAUGCAGGUAGUGACGCAUCAGCGGCAUACAACGAGGUUCAUGCGCCUUCACUGAUUCGCAAGGCCCUCGAGCCUCAGUGCCACAUUGGCUCUCUGGACCCGAAGGAUCUGCAGAAAUUGAAGGACGACUCGCCUGACAUUUCAGCUACAACACCUUCAAUGACAGAGACACAGGCACGUCCGGACCUGAACUCAAUCAUUAAUCUUGACGACUUUGAAGCGGUUGCAUCGAGGUGUCUCUCCAAAAAGGCAAUGGCUUUCAUCAGCAGUGGAUCGAACGACAACAUGACGAGAGACGCCAACAGGUCCAUCCUGAAUCGCAUAUGGCUGCGACCCGAGGUCAUGCGGGAUGUGACCAAGGUUACGACAGCAACCAAUCUCUUCGGCGUCGACUUGGACUUUCCUGUGUAUAUCGCGCCUACUGGUGCUGCAAAGACUGGAGGUGCCGAGGGUGAGCUCACACUUGCCCGUGGGGCGGCAGCCAGCGGCAUCGUGCAUUGUUUUGCGACGCCGUCCUCAUAUCCUUAUAGCGAGAUACUGGAGGCAACUCCUAAGCACUGCUUCUUCCAGCUUUAUGUCAACAAGGACCGGAGAAAGUCCGAAACGGCCAUCCGAGAAGCUGUUGCCUCGGGCAAGGUGAAGGCUAUACUGGUCACAGUCGACGUCCCUGUGAUCCCCAAACGCGAGGCAGACGAGCGUGUCAGAUCAUCCGCACCCAUGGCACUUGCUGGAGUCAACGUCUCUAUCACCGCAGGUGACAAGAAAGGUGGUGGACUGGCUCGGCAAGCAGCGUCUUUCAUUGAUGCGAGCAUCGACUGGGAUAUCAUCACCUGGCUUCGAAGUCUCUGUUCCUUGCCGAUAUUGGUCAAGGGGAUCCAGACAGCGCGUGAUGCCAAGACUGCAUUCCUGAAGGGCUAUGAUGGCAUCGUCUUGAGCAAUCAUGGCGGUCGAGCAGCGGACCAUGCACCACCAGCAAUUCUCAUUCUCCUAGAGAUACAGAAGAACUGCCCGGAAGUCCUCGAGUCUAUGGAGGUGUUGAUAGACGGCGGCUUCCGAAGAGGCGCAGAUGUGGUGAAGGCCAUAUGCCUGGGUGCUUCUGUUGUUGGACUGGGCCGCCCUUUUCUCUACUCGCUUACUUAUGGCCAAGAAGGAGUUGAACAUGCGAUCUCAAUCCUUCGCGACGAGGUCGAGACUGCUAUGCGACUAUGCGGCAUGACCAACCUCAUGCGAGACGCACACCCACGAUUUGUGAAUACGCUAGACGUUGAUCAUCUAGUACCACAAGAGAAUCACCCUUAUGCAACAAAGAUUCAAGCUUAG
Thyridium curvatum is the source of this 3126-nucleotide messenger RNA. RefSeq lists its product as uncharacterized. Gene Ontology annotation, cellular component: cytoplasm. Bases 1 to 3126 code for a protein of 1041 amino acids. Gene Ontology annotation, biological process: cinnamic acid catabolic process; ferulate metabolic process. The record is from RefSeq and is a predicted model, not a curated record. Lineage: Eukaryota; Fungi; Ascomycota; Sordariomycetes; Thyridiales; Thyridiaceae. Gene Ontology annotation, molecular function: carboxy-lyase activity; oxidoreductase activity. The transcript has 7 exons.